GAGAGAGACAAAGUGAGGAGGCUCAGAAAUAAGGGAGUUUGUUGCCGGUAGCCCAGUCCAGACAGACACGCGGCUCAUCUUCGUCCCUUUGGUAGCACCCGCUUGUUUCACAUAACCAGGGCUGAAAGUGUAAAGAAGAGUGGAAUGGUGGCACUUACAAGCAGAGGAGCAAGAGUACGAGCCAAGGGAUCGUAACACUGGAGCUCAAGGAUAAACCAUGGACUCUGCAUACAUCCCACCACACCUGGACAUCAACCAUGCUCCCUGCUAACAUCCUGCUUCUCAUGUUCUUGCUGCUACCUCAAGUCUCGUCUGGUCGCCAGGGUGAAGACACCAGCGAGAUUGACCAUGGCAGGGUGCCGUCCACGUCUUCAUCCUCGACACCCACGCCAUCGAUGGCGGAUUCCAACCUUUCUCAAACCAUUCAGAAUCUUCUCUUGAGCCGACUGGGCCUGCAGUCUCAGCCUAACCCUCAGUCUGGAGUACCAGUCCCACAGUACCUCCUUGAUCUGUACCGCUUCCACCAAAAGCAGUACCAUCUAGUGGAAGACCCAUCAUUUAGCUUCCCCAGCCAGCACAUUCAACAGGCCAACACAGUACGCAGUUUUCAUCACCGCGAGUCCCAUGAAGACAGUCACACAGAGAAGGAUCAUACUAGAGUACAUAUCUCAUUUGACAUCUCGUCCAUCCCUCAAGAGGAGAGGGUGCUCUCAGCCGAGCUUCGCCUGUUUCGCAGCGACAAAGCUUCCCUGGGUCCUGGAUCACACAGACUGAACCUAUACCUCUCAAAGCAUCGCGGAGAUCCUAAGCAGGCUUUGCUGGAGACAAGGUUACUCGCCAACAACCUUCAUAGCAAUAAACCAAGUGGUUUCUGGGAAGCAUUUACAAUAAGUGCAGAGCUUCUGCAAAAAAUCCAAGCUGGUACUGGCAGCCUGGGCUUCCUCCUUGAAAUCAAACCUGAAAAUACUACCAACCCACUUCCUUACCAGAUGUUUGCCUCUGCAUCAUAUGAAGACAAGUCAGAUGGACAAAAAGAGAGACACCUGAGAGUGUGCAGGUCUGUGGGCCAAGAUGAUCACAGCUGGGCCAGGGAAAGACCCCUGCUGGUGACCUACAGUCAUGAUGGCCGAGGAGAGCCUUUGAUUAAACAUAGCAGGAAAACCUCUGGUAACAGUCAGAGGAUUAGGGGGAAAAAGGGGUCAAAGGUGAGGGCCAGAAACAGCAGUAAAGGUCACGAAACAGCUAAAGCCUGGGGUAGGGCCAAAAAAAAGGGGUAUUCUGUGCAGGACUGGGUGACUAAAACAGGAGGGGUCAGCUGGAGCGAACGAGGAAGGGUAAAAAGAAAUGGAGGGCACUCCGCAAAAUUAAAGCGCAUUUCGCGUGGCAGAUGCCGCCGUCAUCCUCUACAUGUAGAUUUUAGAGAUGUGGGUUGGCAAAAGUGGAUCAUUGCGCCCAGUGGCUAUGACGCCUUCUUCUGCCUGGGAGAGUGCCGUUAUCCCCUGGUCGACCACAUGAACGCCUCGAGCCAUGCUGUGGUUCAAACCAUGGUAAACUCUGUGAACGGAGCAGUGCCCCGUCCCUGCUGCGUCCCCACCAGCCUCAGCCCCAUUGCGCUGCUUUACAUGGACUCUCAAGAUCGAGUUGUGCUGAAAAAUUACCAGGACAUGGUGGUGGAGGGAUGUGGCUGCCUGUAGAGGGUUAAGGAAGACAAACACAGAAGAGCAACGGAAAGAGAAAGUCAGGAGCGGCCAGAAAACUGCAAACAGGCAGAGACUGAUGGAGACAAACGUCGCACCAUGAGAAACAUCAGCGGAGAGGAAUGAGGCAAGGGGUAGAUAAAGCAGUUAAAUCACCAAUAUUAGGAGCAAAAGGUCAGUCAAAAAAAGGAAAAUCAUUAGGAUAAAUCACAAAGCUGGCACAGAGGAAGAUAAAGGACUAGACAGAAGGACAGGGAGACAUGAGGAAGCUGAAAUAGUGUUAACUUAAGUAAACUGCCAAGAGUUAUUUUCUUUUUCCCAUUUGGUGAGGCUGCAGCUGUUUACAUCAUCAUCCCACAGGCUGUUUAUUCUUUCAUGGCAACCCAGCUCUUUAACAUCAGAUGCCCCCCCCACCCCCCCCCCACCCCCCCCCAUAAAAAAUGUCUGUUAUUCUUCAGGCCCUGUCUUACUUAUCUGGAAGGCACCUAAAGUGGUAAACACUUGAAAGUAUCAUAAAAAACAUUAUAGGCUCAGAGUUUAAGCAAAUCUGUGUUGUUCUGAUGGACAUUACGACAAUGGGACCAGUAUGGAGGCCAAACUUUAUUAAACAGUGUUGUUUCUGCAAUAUUUGAACUGACAAUAAGGGUUUGUCUCUUUUUGUGACAGCUAAUGUAAUGACAGACUGUCCCUCAUGAGCAACCACUACAUCCCAAUCUAUUUAAAACAACAAUAAUGUUGAUAGAAUAUUAUGCUAUUAUUUGAAUGUAUUACUAUCAUUAUUAUUUAAAAAAGGACACCUUUUUUUGUAAAUUUCUUUUGCAGAUGUGAAAAAAAAAUUCAUGUAAUGGUUGUAUUGUGAUUCAACAUAAUUUCACUGAAUUCUAACUUAAAAGACACACGCUGUAUUUAAAAAGCAGCAAUAUGUUGUAUUUAAUCUUGACCAUAUUUAAAAUACCUGCACUCAUCGGAGCAUCCAGCAAACUGCAAGCCUGCUGCCAAAAACAAACAGGUUGUUGUAGCCUUCCAUCAAUAUUGGUGUUCUGUGUUUUGAAUGAAUAGUCUGUGUAACUUUCUGUAUUUGGUGUAAAACACAUGACGACAGACACAAGUGGUAUUACCUCUAGAAGCUCAACUAACACAUCAGUUGGAACCUAAACGUAUUGUAGCUACUGAAAUGUUUAACAACAGGUGUCUUUGCUCUAGUUCUGUCUGCGUGUGUCCAGAAAAAAAAGGAAGGCUGAUAAUAAAAUUGGCACUUUAGUGCCUUUCAGACAUGAGGCUUUGAAUAUGUUCUCUGGUGAGCUUAGUUUUUCAGUGUUGCAUUUUUAUGUCUGAAUGGAAACAUUUACGAUUUAAGCAUCAGCUUGUAAAAUGUCUGACAAUAUACCUCCAAUAAACAGAGCAAACUGCAUCAGA
This is a messenger RNA of Oryzias latipes (Japanese medaka), 3113 nucleotides long. RefSeq names its product bone morphogenetic protein 16 (gene bmp16). NCBI's taxonomy places the organism in Eukaryota, Metazoa, Chordata, Actinopteri, Beloniformes, Adrianichthyidae. Gene Ontology annotation, cellular component: extracellular region. Gene Ontology annotation, molecular function: growth factor activity; cytokine activity. The record is from RefSeq and is a predicted model, not a curated record.